GUUAUUGCAGCGGAGCAGAGCACAGCUGGGUCUGGGUCUUUAGCUCUCAAAUAUCACUUUACUUCCAUCGUGCUUUCGCCUGACAGCGAACCGCUUCCUCCCGGUCUCCCGCCGCUUCAGACACAUCUUGUAGCCGCUGACGUUGCUCCUUCUUCGGCGGGUGUCUUGUGCCGUCUGUGUGCUCACGAGAGGAUGGUUUUGUCAACAUCACAGCAAGUCGCCCUGGCUUUCACGGCCGUGCUCUUCACGUUUGUCGUGCUGCCCAGGCUGUUUGGCGUCGGCGGCGGGUCCGGGGCGAAGGAAGCUCCCAGUAGAUUUGACUCUCGCUACGCCAGAAAAGCGGGUCCGGGCCCGGGUGCAGUGAGAGGUCAGCCCAUCAACCUGAACGCCCCCGGCUCACCUCAGACCCCUGAGAACAUGCAGCAGAUGAAGAAGCUGAUGGAGCAAGAGCUGAAGGGCGACAAGUACAAAUCCAACAGCAACAAGGGCUACGUGUUCACACUGAUGCCUCUCUACGCCAUCGGAGUUGGAGUGUUUGCUGCCUACAAGUUUUUGAAGAUCAAGUCUGCAGAUGACCAAGCACAGAAGGACAAAUUUGCAAAAGGGGCCAAAAAGUCAGUGGAGGCAGAGAACCAGUUGAACGAGCUGGAACAAAGGCUGGCGCAGACGGAGAGGAUGCUCAAUUCCAUCCUCACCCAGCUGGACCCGAUCACUAACUGUGUGAAGUCUGUGGCCCAGGAGCAGAAGAAUGAGAUCAUGUCUCAACUCCAGACCAUCCGGUACCUGAUGAAGAAGAGAGGAAUGGACUGUCCGCCCCUUAACAUCAACGAGGCAUCCUGCGGGCGUAAUCUGGACGACCUCAUCGAGUCACUCGGAGCCAAUGACACCUCUGCAGUGGAAGCUUCUCUGGACAAGCUGAGCUCUGCGGGAACAGCAGAGGCUUCUGAAAAGGUCUAUCAAAAGAGUUUGGAAGCUAAAGUUGAAGCUGCAACUGAAGGUGAAGAGAUGAAGGAGCUCAUACCGGAGGAAUCUGAAGGGGAAGCAGAGCAAGAAGGGAAUGUGGAGGAGGAUGAUAAAGAGGAGGAGGAGGAGGAGGAGGAGAAAGAAGGACCGGAGUACUCUGAGCUCAUGCCUUCACUAGAGGACUCAUGUGAGACAAACAUUGAGGAGGUCGGAGCGGAGCAGCGUGCGUCAGGCCUCAGACGACGCAACAGGCCUGAAUGAACUCACUGCAGGACUUCUGCACUGUACAGAAAUGAAUUAAUAUGAAUAUUUAUUACCUGAAAGGCUUUCAUUCCAAAAGGCUGUGUGCAUAUUCAUCCAAAACAUAUAUAUUGCAUUCAUAAGAACCAAUAACCCCAUAAGGAAAGAAACAGUAAACACAUAGGGCUCUGUUUUCCUGCUGUUAUUGCUCGUAUAGGUGCAGUGUGCUGUGUGCAAAAGGUGUUUGGGGAUUAGUAAUCAUCCUCUCAGUCAGUCACAUUACUUGUCUUAUAACAUUUUAAUAGCUGUGCCAAUCACAGUGGGGUGUGACACAAAAAUCACCAAGCAGCAUGUGUGGCAUUACAAAUCUGUUCUAUGUGGUUCUAGAUAGAACCACCAAAUAUUAACAUUGGGCUGAACACAGAUGAGAGGCUCCAGAAACUUCCUAUCUCAAGAUAAGAUUGCUUAUUGAUAAGGUUAGUUAGGAUUUGCUUCUGCAAUACCAAAUUCAUCUUAUCUUAAAAUAAGCCCAAUGACAAGUGAUAUAAAGAGGCUGGCAGCUUUUCUGACCAAAGAGCAGAAGAAAACUGAUGAAAUGCACAAUAAUAGAGCAGCUGGACGGAUUACACAAGUUAGCUAACACUACCUGGUGGAAAAGUGAACGCUAGAACAGCUGAACAGUUAUCCUAACGUUAGGAAUGUUUAUUUAAGAUUGUGGGAAGUUAGGAUGUUUAUGUUAUUCACUUUUGCUAUCUUAAGUCAGGACAGGAACGUUGACUUUGGAACAGCUCAUCAGAACAGCUUUUUUCCUAAAUAAGGUCCUCACCCUGGUAACCGUGGUUCCCAACAGUUAAGAAAAGAAGUUUCUGUAAUAUAAAAUUCUGUCCUUCCCCUUAUUUUCAUUCCUAACUUAACAUCCCCCACAGAUCUGUAUACAGAAACAUGUGCAUGAUUGAACAUUCUCACCACACACUGUGUUUUGAUAUGUGUGAGGAAGGUUGUUUGUGCAUACAUAUUGUUUAUGCAUCUUGCCCCAGGUCCUCAGACAUCCAUUCUCCCCACCCUCUCACUUUUGGACCACGCGCACUGCACUGGGCACAAAAAUACAGCAGAGACGUAGGAACCACAGGUUAGAGGUACUUAUUUAAGUCUUUGUGUUGACUUGAAAAUGGAGCCCACAAUGUCCUUUACUUACCUGUUGUCACUUAUUAUCACAUUUUUAAACUUGCCUGAUUUUGGGAUGGGAUUUCUACAUUAUUCUAUACAUAGUUUUUGUUUUACUAGCUCUGUGCUCGAAUGCUGAAUCCAAACAUUUAAGGCGUAUAAUCUACACUGAAGGAGGUAGUGGUCAGUGUCACCUGUUGCUGCUUAUUAGCCUUUCCCAUUCCUUUCUCAUGGUGGACAACUCGUCGAACACAGGUGUAACUAAUAAUAACAAACAUGGCUGCAUUCCAUUCAAGUCUUGCAGUUCGUGGGUCCUGGUACCGUGCAUGGCUUACUGACAUGUCUUACUGGGACAAUUGAAUGGAACAAAACCAUUGUUAAUAUUCGUUCCACCAGUGCUUUUCCUGCUAUGACGAGAAAACCUGCAAUGAAAAGAGUCUUUUGACGUGAUAAUUCCACUAUGAUAAAUGCCACAGGUGUGUUAGUGUAGAGAAAAUGUGCUGUCAUUGUUUUCAUUGUCUGAACUCUGUGCCAUCCUGUAAUGCCACCCUCAACCCCUGCUAGGUAUGAGAAAAUCGCUGAGAUGAAUUAUUUCAUGACAAAACCCAUAGAAAUCUUGCCAUAAUGUUACUUUCCUAUUUUAUUAACAUAUACUAAUUCAUUUUUAUCUCGAAGGGAUUGACACUAAUGUUGCUGGAUGUGACUGCAGAAUAUUAUACACGUACACUAAAAGUGUGAACUCGGGGUUGUGACAUGUUUAUACAUCAAAACGUAACUGCAUGAUUUUAUUUUUCAUGAUUUUGAUGAUUUUUUGCCUGCACAUUGUGACUGCAUGACGUUUUUUAAUGUAUUUAUUCGAGAGGAUAAUGACAAUCAUUUGAUCAAACAGAAACACAUGAACUGACAUCUCUCUUUCCACUGUUGUGUUACUUUUUUAGACCAGCGUUAUUUUGCAUGCUUCCAUGUUUGUUGGAUACCAGUAUCGUAGAGAGGAAUCACUUUGCCUUAUAUUUCAAUAAUUGUGUGAAGUUGUGAUUUGAUAUCCUUGUGAGAGGUCACUGUGAGGAGGCUUUCAGGUUGUUUCCAUGUUGUCUGUUGUUUGUUGACAUCAAGUUACUAUAACGGUACUCUAACUCUAAUUACAACAACCUAAUUCCUGAUUUUAUUUUAAAUGAAAAACACUCUUGCACCAGAGUUACAUCAGACAUUAAUCACAGUAUGUAUGAUCAGUUUUACAUUAUAUGUCCCUGCCUGUUACAGAUUAGCACACAGUCAUUUCAUUUAACUGUGCAGUGUAUAAUAGUAGCUCAUAUGUUGAUGUAAAAUGUGAUAAAAAUCAACAUAGAGAGUAGUGAUUAUCAUUUUUGCCUAAACGAGAUGCUUGUAUAGAAUUUGUCAUAAUAGAUCAAAGUAUGAAUUCUUCUUAUUGUGAAGCCCAAAAAUCAUUGCCUUAUCAGUGAGUAGAUAUUUGAGCUGUGCACACUACAGGAUGUCUGGGUCGCCUUCAUAUUUUCCUAUGUUCCCACACACAAGUUUUACAUGUAAUAUGUUAUUGCCACACCUUGAGAACCACAAAUAUUUGCCUUAAUUUAUUUUGUAAAUGUUUUGUAAGUUCUUCCCAUUUAUGCAUAGUUCCAUUUCUGUAUUGAAUGUUGUGUUUCACGUGGGGAUGAGUGAGGGAACUCAGCUCGCCUUAGUAGAAAAUAAAGCGACUAACAAAGUGACACUGUUGCUCUGCAUGACUUUUGAACAGGUGAUGU
Messenger RNA from Morone saxatilis (striped sea-bass), 4127 nucleotides. It is a transcript of the gene ccdc107, whose product is annotated as coiled-coil domain containing 107. The transcript is spliced from 6 exons. The coding region runs from base 193 to 1224 and encodes 343 amino acids. Gene Ontology annotation, cellular component: neuron projection; intracellular membrane-bounded organelle; neuronal cell body. The record is from RefSeq and is a predicted model, not a curated record. Gene Ontology annotation, biological process: protein localization to cell surface; synaptic transmission, cholinergic. NCBI's taxonomy places the organism in Eukaryota, Metazoa, Chordata, Actinopteri, Moronidae.